Dimorphilus gyrociliatus is the source of this 2418-nucleotide messenger RNA. The record is from the annotation of a GenBank genome assembly. NCBI's taxonomy places the organism in Eukaryota, Metazoa, Annelida, Polychaeta, Dinophilidae.
GCAUUUAGAAAAGCAACUAUUGAGCAAUAGCAACGACCCGUAGGGUUUUUUCAAACAACAGAGAGAAAUAUUAUCAUAUUUCACCUGGAUUGUAAGUUCAGUUCAGUAUUCUGCCUUAAUUAUUAAACAAAGAAGGUAAACUAUAUUUUUAUUAAAAAAUAUUUUAAUUAAUAAACAGUCAAUCUGUAAGAAACUGCGUAUUAUCGUUAACAACUUUGUUGAUCUGCAUCUUGAUUUUAACUUUUAAUGAGUUGAUGAUCAUUUAAUUAUUACAAACCUGAUUAUAGGUAAUCGCUGUUAUUACGCAAUAAGUAUUAAUAGAAUUAUCGGUUUAUCCGUUUAUCCGCAAAUGAUGGCAGUUCAUAAGCUUCACAAGUGUAACAUAUUUUUAAACGCAGCAAAAAGAAAAAAAAAAAAACAGAUAAAAUCGCAAUGUGGUCUACGUCAUUCGACGCUCUAGCUGCAAUGGUUCGACAUAAAAAAAAAUGGAAACUGAAGAAAGUAGAAGAAUUACCAGGCUAUCUUCAAGAUAAUUUAUUCUUAAAAAGGCAUCAUAGACCAGAAUUGAAGUCUGUUAAAGAAUGUAUCCGUUCAAUGUUCAUGCUUCAUUCUGAAACUGGAAAUAUCUGGACUCAUUUAAUUGCAGCAGUAAUAAUGCAAGUUUGCAGAUUCUUGGCAAAGAUGGAUUAUUGCGGCAUCAUAAGCAUGACUAUACUCUCCUGGUCUCCUUUCGUUUAUUAUUGCUUUUGGUUGACAAUGGUUAUACGAGAAGAUUUCCUGAGACCGCAGGGACACACCAAAAGAAUAUCAGUGUUUUUUUCGAUUGGAGCAGUAUCAUUCGUAUUCGCUGGUCACUUCCUACUCGCAGAAGCUAUGUAUGACUCAAAAGCAGCUCAGGUCUUUGCUUAUUGUCUUCCAAUGGGUUCUUUAUACUUUGGUGGUGGAUUUUUAUACGCACUGAAAUUCCCCGAAAGAAAAUUCCCAGGAAAAUGCGAUUUAUUUUCGGCAUUCUGCCAGUCCAGCCGUCAAUUAUGGAGCGGAACCGAAAGCUUAGCAAAAGACGAUCCCGAAAUAAAAAGAUUAAUUGAAAUGGAAAAGGAUCGCCAAUUAUCCGGUUUGGAACUGAUCGCAUCCGAAAAUUUCGCAUCUAGAGCCGCUCUGGAGGCAAUGGGCAGUUGUUUGAAUAACAAAUAUUCUGAAGGAUAUCCAGGAUCUAGAUACUAUGGCGGUACCGAAGUUGUAGACGAAGUAGAGCUUCUCUGCCAAAAGAGAUGUUUACAAGCGUUUGAUCUAGAUCCGGCGAAAUGGGGUGUAAACGUGCAACCAUAUUCUGGAAGUCCAGCUAACUUUGCUGUAUACACCGCCCUAUUGAAACCACACGAUCGUGUAAUGGGCUUAGACCUACCUCAUGGCGGUCAUUUGACGCAUGGUUUCAUGACUGACGCAAAGAGAAUCUCUUCAACUAGUAUCUACUUUGAAAGUAUGCCAUAUCAAUUGAACAUGGAAACCGGAACUAUCGAUUACGAUGCUCUUGCUGAACAGGCUCGCCUAUUCCGACCAAAAAUGAUAAUUGCAGGAACAAGUGCGUAUUCUCGUCUCCUCGAUUACGCACGCUUCAGGGAAAUUUGCAAUGUCAGUAAAUCGUAUUUGCUGGCUGAUAUGGCUCAUAUUUCUGGUUUAGUCGCCGCUAAAGUCGUCCCAUCGCCAUUCGAAUACGCUGACGUUGUUUCAACAACUACUCAUAAAACUUUGAGAGGUGUUCGAGCUGGUCUAAUCUUUUUCAGAAAGGGAACGAAAGGUGUUGAUAAGAAUGGCAAAGAGAUUAAGUACGAUUUCGAGCAAAGAAUUAACUUUGCCGUCUUUCCAAGUUUACAAGGUGGACCCCACCAACAUACCAUAGCCGGUGUUGCCGUAGCAAUGAAACAAGCCCUGUCUCCUGAAUUUGUUGAAUAUCAAAAGCAGGUUAUUAAAAACUCAAAAACUAUGGCCGAUAGUCUCCUAAAACGAGGCUAUUCGUUAGUGUCUGGUGGAACCGAUAACCAUCUCGUCUUAGUAGAUCUUCGUCCCAAAGGAAUUGAUGGUGCGAGAGUUGAACGAGUUUGUGAACUCGUCAACAUCUCUAUUAAUAAAAACACCUGCCCCGGAGAUAAAAGUGCCUUGGUUCCCAGUGGAUUAAGAUUGGGAUCAGCCGCUUUAACUUCACGUAACUUUAACGAAAAGGAUUUCGAAAAAAUUUGCGACUUCCUCGAUAAAGCCGUAGAACUCUCAAAGGAAGUUCAAGCGAAAACGAAAAACUUGAAAGAAUUCAAGGAACACGUUGUAAAUGACGAAACGACAAAACAAAAGCUGAAACAGCUGAGAGGAGAAGUAGAAUCCUUCGCCAGAGGAUUCCCAAUGCCUGGUUAUGAUGAUCAUUAA